Protopolystoma xenopodis is the source of this 1092-nucleotide messenger RNA. NCBI's taxonomy places the organism in Eukaryota, Metazoa, Platyhelminthes, Monogenea, Polystomatidea, Polystomatidae. The record is from the annotation of a GenBank genome assembly.
AUGGAGCCUAACAAGUCUCCAAAUCACGCCCUAGAGGGAUCGUCAAGCGAAUCUAGCAUAACAAGCGGCUCCAGCCAUUCAAUCUCUUCUUCGCUUUCUUUCUCGGUUGGCACCUAUGUAAUGGCAUCUUGGAGGAAUAAUUUUGAAUAUUUAGCUGAAAUAUUGGCCGUCCGUCAAAGAGCUCGAUCUAUGCUGGGAGGCUCAGGAGAUCGGUGCGAAUAUAAACUAAGAUUUGUAUGGGACCAUAUUAUCGAAUGGACGCCAGCCAGUCGCUUACGCGCCGCUAGCCGAUUCGAAAUUGAUUAUGUACUUAAGUUUUGUCGGGAGCAUGGGGGCGAAGGAGCGGGUAAGACCCCACCACCCGCUCCCCCAGUACAAACAAAAAGUGCUUCAGAAUCCCCCUUAACUACAAGUUUUCGACGUACAGUUGCCUCCACUUCAAUUAAAUCAUCGAAAUCACCACAGGAGCCUCUCAAAAAGCAAGGAAACCAUCCGGUAAAGUCGAAUGGAACCUCCAAAAAAUUGAAAUUAAAUUCCUCAGCAAAAGGGGCGAACAGCUCUCCACAAAUAAUUGAAAAUCAUCCUGAUCAUGGUAUAACAUCUGUAACUUCAAUAUCUAGCACUCGUAAGCCCCGCUCUGGUCGAAAUCUUUUAGGCUCUCCAGUACUUACAACAUCUGCGUCUUCAACUGAUCCAGCUACAUGCCGUUCUAACGCAAACAAUAUUUCUUCAAUCACCUCAAGCAAUAAUGUUCCAACUAGCGGGGCCACUACUCAUCUUAUAUCUGCACCUUUGCCCUUCAGUUUAGAAGGAAGUGUAGAAUUAGAUGACAUGGUGUACGAUCGCAGUGUUGCCCAAUUUCAUGAAGCCUGUCGUAAACGGCGUCAAUUAAAACGCCAGGCCAUAGAACAAGAAAGGCAGCAAUCAGAACAGUCCUCUAGGAAAUGUGACGUUAAAGGCGUUUUUACAGACACAACAACUCCUCUCUCGGGCUCUUUUUCCGAAGAAAGCAUGUGCGAUGUAUCCAAAGAGCCUCCACUAAUGCCUGUUUCUCGUUUACUUCGUCAUUUUGAAGAAACUGAAGUAAGCUAA